Oreochromis aureus is the source of this 2667-nucleotide messenger RNA. It is a transcript of the gene adra2c, whose product is annotated as adrenoceptor alpha 2C. Gene Ontology annotation, molecular function: alpha2-adrenergic receptor activity. The coding region runs from base 317 to 1666 and encodes 449 amino acids. The record is from RefSeq and is a predicted model, not a curated record. Gene Ontology annotation, cellular component: membrane. The transcript has a single exon. Gene Ontology annotation, biological process: adenylate cyclase-activating adrenergic receptor signaling pathway; regulation of vasoconstriction; platelet activation. Lineage: Eukaryota; Metazoa; Chordata; Actinopteri; Cichliformes; Cichlidae.
AUGGGAGAGGACACGGUGAGGAAGGAGUCCGCUUUCUAACCAUGGAAAUUUUGCUGCUGAGCAGCGUGCGCUCUUGGAAUAAGGACUUAAAAGACUUGUACAUCUCAUGCUCUUUGUCUUCCUCCCCCUUUCUCUCUGUUUUCAAAUGCAUAUGAGAGACUUAUAUGGAGGAUGUGGAACAUUGCGGAGAGAAGAAAAAUGCAAUUUCAUGUAUAUUUUUAUUGUGAAAUGUGCACUCAAGUCUUAAUUGGAUAUUUCUUUUUUCGGAUUACUUCCGCACAUUAAUUUUUUGUAAAAAUCAAAACUGGACUUAAAAAUGGAUUUCUUUAAUAUCUCCAGCCUGGACGACGGGGUAGAGGCAGAAAAUAUCUCCUCUAAUUCCACCUCUGAGAGCCAGUAUACCCUGCUCGCUAUCUGGGGUCUGGCUGGACUUGUCAGCUUCCUGAUUUUGUUUACCAUAGUCGGGAACGUUUUGGUUGUUAUCGCCGUUUUAACGAGCAGAGCUCUAAAACCACCCCAGAACCUCUUUCUCGUCUCCUUGGCCAGUGCGGACAUACUGGUAGCCACUCUGGUCAUGCCCUUUUCACUGGCAAAUGAACUUAUGGGCUUCUGGUUUUUUGGCAAAAUUUGGUGUGACAUCUAUCUAGCUCUGGAUGUUUUGUUCUGCACCUCUUCUAUUGUUCACCUGUGCGCUAUUAGUUUGGACAGGUACUGGUCUGUGACACAGGCUGUAGAGUACAACUUAAAGAGAACACCUAAACGAGUUAAAGGCAUGAUUGUUGUGGUCUGGUUGAUCUCAGCCAUAAUAUCCUUCCCUCCACUGAUAUCAAUGGACAGAAGCAGCAGCGAGGCCAGUCCCCAGUGUAUGCUGAAUGAUGAGACCUGGUACAUCCUCUACUCCAGCAUAGGAUCAUUCUUUGCUCCCUGUGUUAUUAUGAUCCUGGUCUAUAUUCGGAUCUACCAAGUGGCAAAAACCAGGACCAGAACAUUGUCAGAGAAGAAAAGGGAUGUGGAUUCACCGCUGGAGAAUGGGAUGGACCAAGCUGAACCGGGCAUAGGUGGGUCUUUAAAGUCCAACAGGGGCGGGAGCAUGAAAAAUCAGGAACGCCAGAAUGGGCAUUGCCACGAGCAAGCAGUUCGAACCCCCCUACCAAACGAGCCAAAACAUCCAACAGACAACGAUGAUGACUUUGAAGAUAGUAGCUCGUCAGAUGAGAAACUUAAAAAAAGUUCUUGCUCCUCAAAACAUCAUCAUGAAGACAGAAAAGACAGGAAGGCUAGCCGAAAGAGCAGCUCCGCCUCUAAAUACUCCAGCAGGAAGUCGCGUGCCAGUUCCAAAUCCAUAGACUUGUUUUCAUCUCGUCGCAAACGUCGGAGCACUGUCAAUCGGAAGAAAGUCUCAGCUGCUCGGGAGAAACGCUUCACCUUCGUCCUUGCUGUGGUCAUGGGCGUAUUUGUUGUUUGCUGGUUCCCAUUCUUCUUCUCCUACAGUCUGUAUGGAAUCUGCCGUGAACCAUGCAAGAUCCCUCUAACACUUUUCAAGUUCUUUUUUUGGAUUGGCUACUGCAACAGCUCACUAAACCCAGUAAUCUACACCAUCUUCAACCAGGACUUCCGCAGAGCCUUCCAGAAAAUCCUUUGUAAGUCAUGGAAACGCUCUUUUUGAAGGAUACAGCACAGCUGGGUGUGUAAUAGACAUUUUACUUUGCAGACAAUAAGCUAUGCUGUUCUGAACCAUUUGAUAAUGUGCUGGCCUCGGGUGUUUUCACAUCUGUACUUUCAGGGACUGCAUUAGAAAUGAAGGCAUGAUUAACAGACCUAACAAAUGCACAAAGAAGGGGCUUAAACUACAGGUUCUCUGAUAAUAUUCACAGAGGAGGCUUAUUUGAUGACUUUUAGGCUGUUUUUUCCCUGAUGUGGGCUUUGGUUCACCCUAUACUACUUUUGUCUUCACCUAAAUAACAUAAAUGGUUUCCUAACAGGUACUGAUGCAUGCCUGCCACAUUGGCUGCACCUCAUGAACUUCCCAGGAGGCAAAGGGUUUACAGAGACAGAGCCAAUUUACAAUGUGACCUCAUUCACUGAAUAUAAUGCGAAGGCCUUGACAAUCUCCUCACAACUGUUGUUUGUGACGUUAGAUAAUAGUAUGUAUCUUUUCUCUCUAUCUAUAAAUCUGUUUUUCUUUAACUUCCUAUGUCACACUCUCGACAGGAGGACCAAUGGGACGAAGGGGCUCUUUGCUUACUGUUAAAGUAGCAAAAGUGUUUCACACAAAAAACUAACAAAAGAAAACAAACAAACAAAAAAAGACAUCAUGAAAAAAAAAACACAUUCAUAUUUCUGCCUCAGUGUUCUGUGUGAACUUAAAAAUGUCUAAACCGUGUGCUGCAGUGGAAACUUUCAUCAUGUUAUGGUGGACUUUGAUUGGAUGACACGUGCAGUAGAGUGGUAUCACAGACAGGUAUUAUUCACCUUCCUCACACUAACGAGGAAAGCUGAUGGAAUACUGAGGUAGUACUGAAGCAGAUGGGCAUCUACUGAGGCAUUCACUGUUUGUGCAUAUUUGUAUGUGUGUGUGCGUGUGUGUGUGCGUGCAGUCUGGGGGGUUUACCGCAUCCAGUGUUGGGAAGGUUACUUUUAAAAUGUAUUCCACUACAGAAUACUGAA